ACCAUUGCUUGAAGCUAGGUGAUAAACGAAACAUAACUUCUCCGGCGCUUGAGUUUCAAAAUUCAGACGGGACACAACAACUUUUUGAACAUUUGACAAAAAACAAAUUCAACUUAAUAGCCUAUCUUACAUCAGUAUGGCACAUUAUAGAGGCCCAGACCCUAAAAGGGAACAGUUUCGGAGAUACUUGGAGAAAGCUGGUGUUGUUGACAGUCUUACUAGUGUUCUAGUGGCUUUAUAUGAACAACCUGAAAAGCCCAACAAUGCUCUGGAAUUUGUGACGCAGCACCUCAAUGCUGCUGGUCAGACGUCAGCAGACGCUGAGGCUCUGCAGCAGGAGGUGAAUGACUUAAGGCAGAGGUGUGCACGUCUGGCAGAGGAAACCAAAGACCUCAAAACAAAGCUGCAGCGUUACGAGCCUGAAGAUGGAGCCACAGCUGACUAGGCCACAGCAGCGCUUUGGCUUCUUUAUCAUAGUUUUUGUUUAUUUUGCUGUCACUUUCAAGACGUGAAUCCUCUUUUAAGAGAAGGCCAACCCUUUUUAUGUGUCUAUUUUUUGUAAAUCUUAUUUUCUGCUAUGUUUCUUAGAAUUUAACUUAUUCUGUACAUAUAUGUAUAUUUCUGUUGUUAUUCUGAUGUUGCUUGUUCAGCCUUUAGCUUAGCUUUACUGAAAGUGCCCUGUUAUACCGACUGGACAAGUCAGUUCAUUUUUUUGAGGGACGUUUGUUAGAAAAUAACUAAUGUGCUAAUAAUUUUAUUUUUCUGGCAUAGUUAUGAACAAGCAUAAAAUCUGUCCAUAUUUUAUUUCCAAAGAUCUGGUAAAACACUAAAAUUUAAGACACCAGUAAAAUAAAGCACAGUCUUGUAAUUAU
Etheostoma cragini (Arkansas darter) is the source of this 872-nucleotide messenger RNA. Its product is annotated as c-Myc-binding protein-like. The record is from RefSeq and is a predicted model, not a curated record. NCBI's taxonomy places the organism in Eukaryota, Metazoa, Chordata, Actinopteri, Perciformes, Percidae. Gene Ontology annotation, cellular component: nucleus. Gene Ontology annotation, biological process: regulation of DNA-templated transcription. The transcript is spliced from 5 exons. The coding region runs from base 137 to 445 and encodes 102 amino acids. Gene Ontology annotation, molecular function: transcription coactivator activity.